This is a messenger RNA of Chenopodium quinoa (quinoa), 1821 nucleotides long. RefSeq lists its product as uncharacterized. The transcript is spliced from 2 exons. Gene Ontology annotation, molecular function: zinc ion binding. The record is from RefSeq and is a predicted model, not a curated record. Lineage: Eukaryota; Viridiplantae; Streptophyta; Magnoliopsida; Caryophyllales; Amaranthaceae. Bases 1 to 1821 code for a protein of 606 amino acids.
AUGGAACCUGAUUUGGUGCAAGUGGAUACAAGUGAUGAGGAGCAAGUUCUUGCAAGGGAAAGGGUUAAGGGAUUUAACAGUAUUGUAGUUGAGGUAGCUCAUAAACUACAGCAAGAAGCUGCUGAGGGUAAGUUGAAAGCUCAGAAAAAACAGACUCCACCUGUAGAGGCUAGCAGUAGUAGGAAAGAAGGAGAACAUGUUUCCGAGUAUGAGGAUUCAGAGGAUGAAAUACACACUCCUACAACUAGUGAUGAUGAGAAAACUUUAGAGGAGAAAAGGGCCAAAAGAGGGCUUUUAGUUGGGAAAGAUACAGAUUUUUCUAAGUUCAAGUGGGUUAUAGGACAGAGAUUCACAUCUAGGGAUGAUUUUAAGCAGGCAGUGGCUAAGUAUGCCAUACUUCAAGGAAGGAAUCUGUGUAUAGUGACUACUGACAAACUUAGGCAACAGAGAAUAGGGGUGAAGUGUAAUCAAGGCUGCCCUUUUAGACUGUAUGCUUCUUGGGAUUCAAGGAAAGGUAGUUUUGUGAUGAAGAAUGUCAUGGGUGAGCACACAUGCCUUAGGAACAUGGAGAAGAACAUUCAGCUGAAAUCAACUUGGUUGGCUGACCAGUUGCUUAAUGUGGUUAAGGCAAGGCCUCACUGGCCUGCAAAAGAGAUAAUAGAGACUGUGAGGGGAGCUUACAGAGUUAUUGUGAAGAAGGAUUUUGCCUAUAAAGUGAAAUAUUAUGCACACAUGAAAUUGCAUGGGUCCAUGAGAGAGCAUUAUGGAAAGCUAGCUAGGUAUCUUGAGGCAUUGAAGAAGGCUAGCCCAGAAACUGAUAUUGACUUGGUUACAUACAGACAGAAUAACAAGGGCCGCCAAAUUUUCCAAAGACUGUAUGUGUGCUUUGAUGGUAUCAGAAGGGGAUGGAAGGAAGGAUGCAGGAAGGUCAUUUGUGUUGAUGCUUGCUUCCUCAAAACCUUUGUUGGAAGCCAGCUCAUGUCUGUUGUUGGAAGAGAUGGGAAUGAUCAGAUGUUCCCUAUUGCCUGGGCAGUGGUAGAGGGUGAGAACAACAUUUCAUGGGAAUGGUUCCUAGAUAAUUUGAAGAAGAGCUUGGAGCUUGAAGAAGGUGCUGGGCUGGUGAUUUUGUCCGAUGAACAUCAGGCUAUUUUAAGAGGAGUUUCAGAGGUGCUCCCUCAAGCUGAACACAUGCAUUGUGCCAAGCACAUAUUUGCAAACUGGCACAAAAAUUUUAGAGGGGAUGAGUUCAAGCUCCUAUUCUGGAACUGUGCAAAGUCUUACAACAAAGCUGAUUAUGAUGAGAACAUUGAAGUUUUAAAGAAGGCAGACCCACUUGCUGUUGAAGGGUUUAAGUCAUACCAACCUGAGGUCUUUUGCAGAGCCAACCUGAAUACAGAAGUCAAAGGUGAUGUGAUAACAAGUAACAUGGCAGAGACCUUCAAUGGUUAUAUUAUCAAUGUUAGAGCCAAGCACCUGAUAUACAUGUUGGAAGAUAUCAGAUCAUCACUAAUGAAGAGGCUUGUGACAAAGAGGGAGGAGAUGCUAAAAUGGACAACACCUUUAUGCCCUAGAAUACAUAGGAAGCUGCUGAUAGAGAAGCAAGAAGCUGCAAAAUGUGAUGUCACCCCCUCUUCUCUGACUAAGUUCCAAGUUAGUUAUUACUUGGACACAUGUGAUGUGGACUUGGAGGCUCACACCUGUACAUGCAGGAAAUGGGACAUGACAGGCUUCCCUUGCUUCCAUGUUGUGGCAGCUAUCUUCUUCAAGCAUAAAAAUGCUGAAGAUUAUGUUAAUGCUUGUUACAAAAAGAAGCUUAUAUAA